AUGUUUUAUAAAACAUAAUAUCUUAUGUGUACAUAAUAUUUAUAUUUAUAUUAUUACAGUUAGUGUAAUUAUAGAAAUAAUCGUUUUAAAAUGGAAUUUAUUGUAGCAAGUGUAGAUAAUAUGAAAUUCGAUAUUGAAAUUGCCCUUGAUGAACAAUAUGGAGCAUUAUCCUUACCGUUUACAGGAAUGGAUAAAUCAAUAGCAGCGGUAUGUCAAUUUUAUCCAAGAGGCACGUGUUUAAAAGGUGCCUCCUGUCCCUACAGACAUGUAAGGGGUGAUCGUACUAUAGUAUGUAAGCAUUGGUUAAGAGGUUUAUGUAAAAAGGGUGAUCAGUGUGAAUUUUUACAUGAAUAUGAUAUGACCAAAAUGCCAGAAUGUUAUUUCUACUCCAGAUUUAAUGCAUGUCACAAUAAGGAGUGUCCAUUUCUACACAUCGAUCCAGAAACUAAAGUUCGUGAUUGUCCAUGGUACGACCGUGGAUUUUGCAGACAUGGUCCACUGUGCAGACAUCGACAUGUGAGACGCGUUCUUUGUAUGGCCUAUCUUGCAGGAUGUUGUCCCGAAGGUCCAAAUUGUAAAUUUAUGCACCCAAGAUUUGAAUUACCAGCAGUGCAAGAUAUGCAACCGAAAGAAGGAAAAAAAGUCAUGAUAACUUGUCACUUUUGCGGUGAGGGUGGUCACAAAGCAAUUUAUUGUAAUAAAAUGCCACCCGAUGUAAGAGAAGCACAAGUGAGACAAGAGAUGGAAGGUAAUUCACACAAUCCGCAUCAUCACAUUAAUAUGCACAAUGGUCCACCCCAAAGAGGUCCUCAAAAACCAUUGGAAGAAGUUACUUGUUAUAAGUGUGGUCAAAAGGGUCAUUAUGCAAAUAAAUGCCCUAAAGGACAUUUGGCAUUCUUGAGUCACGCUAGUGGGACUAAUAACACAAGUGGUAAUCAAAAUCAAAAUUAUCGCAGAUAAUUGUAUAUAUUUUAUUUAUGUUAAUAAUUAUUAUUAUUAUCGAUUUCUUUUUCCCAGAUUAAGAUUACUUAUCACCCCCCUGUCGAAAUUUAAGCAUCCUGCAUUAUUGUAAAAUAGAUGUAAUGCCAUUAUUAUUAUGUCUCGUAAUCUUUAAUCAUUUUAUUUCUUACACAUACCGAAGAAUAAAACUGAAGAUGAUAUUGUACAUUGUAUGUUAAUAAUAAAAGCAAUUUUGUGCAUAAAAUUA
Molecule: messenger RNA, 1207 nt
Organism: Polistes dominula (European paper wasp)
Lineage: Eukaryota; Metazoa; Arthropoda; Insecta; Hymenoptera; Vespidae
Gene: Clp
Product: cleavage and polyadenylation specificity factor subunit 4
Molecular function (GO): RNA binding; zinc ion binding
Source: RefSeq, a predicted model, not a curated record